UGCCAAAUGAAGAGAGAGCGACGAGAAGAACUACGUGCCAGGAAGAAAAUGCACAUGAUGAGUCAACAUCAAGGAGGUGUUGAAAUAGGAGGCACCGCGACGUCUUCCGGGACCCUCUUGACCAGUAGUGUAGUGCCUUCAUCUCUGGACAAUUACAUCGCACCUGAUCGAGACGAGCUUACAAUUGCUGACGUGCUGAAAUGCGUUGCGCAAUUGUCGACCUACUCUACGUCAUCUCUUACUACAGGCGAGGACCAUAGUACACCAGGCGACCAUAGUACACAAGGCGACCAAGACCAUAGUUGUACACCAACUACAGCGUCUUCCACAUCCACUCACACUACAUCCUCAAUCUUGCGACUUGCAGUCACAAGUGAGAACCGACUCAAACUCCAAGCCCUUCACCGGUUCGCUAAGGUGGGACGACGAUUUGACACGGUCAGGCAAAAGCGUUUGACAACAAAUCGCGUAGCCGCACUUGCAAAUCUUGCGUUUUACUUUCAGCAACAAGAACAGGGCCAACAAGGUGAAGGUCAACAAGGUCAAGGGCAGCUCGAUGAAGGUGGACGAGACGACGAUGGACGAACACUGAUGGACUACAAUAACAGGCAACUUCUGCGUGGAUCCUCGAGUCCAAUCUCAGCAACUGGUAUGUUUUUUCGCGAGUAUAGUCAGAGCCACGCAUAUUGGACUUCUCGGAGCUGCACAUCAGGAGACACCUAUAAUUCUCCACGAGGGCAACUGUUCAAUCUAGCAUCGCCUCUGCAGAAUCUUAAUAUCAACCUUACAGCCGGUGCUUUGUCAGCAUCAAGUUCGAAGAACAAUAUGUCUUCCGCACUUGCCCAGCUGCACAGACAACAUGGAGGUGGUGGAUGCUCAUCAACUUCUAAUGCUGGUCUUCAAGAGAAUUCUUCUAGUAAGCAAGAUCAUCAUCGUUCUGCAACUACGACGAAUUCAAACAACUCGAAAGCGAUUGAGGAUCCUGGAGGGCGCAUAGGCAGAGAGAGGAAUAACUCCGGUUCAUCACCUGGUAAACAUCAGGACAACUUGCUGAACAUUGAUCUGGAGACGGGGAGCCUGACAACGACAGUCGUACCCGGAGCGACGUCAACGAAGCAUGGCUCUCGCAAUUCCUCGAGACAGUAUCAGUACCACACCCUUCCCUGGUCCAAAGUCCUUGCCGCUUGGAACAAAGUGUGCUUUCUACCAGAUGCGGAAGCCUGUCUCGAAGAAAUCAUAGAGAAGACUAGAACUCUCUGUGACGCGUGGUGUGUCCCGUUUCUUCUGACACAUGACCCUGCGAUGGGAUUGAGGCCGAUGAAGGUAUCUGGGGGGGCUGCGUCGGGAGUAGUAGCAAAUGUCACGUCUGGAGGAGAUCCUUCGUCAUGGGAGAAGCCACAGUGCACCAGUGAUUAUCGGUAGACUUUUUUUACCCUUCCUUCUGCCUUGAUGCAAAGUAAUUAUCCAGCUGCUACUCUCCUCUAUCUUCACACUACCUCUAGCAUUACAUCGCAUCGUCAAGAAUCUCCAUCAUCUACUCUGAUAACCAGGCACCCUGAUCUGUCUACUUUCGACGUCACGGUUCUCAUGGCGCCCGCUAUUGCACUUGAUGUUUUGCUUAUUGGCAUGCGACGGAGUACCUUGAGGUCGAGUGAAUCGUCCGCAGGAGCACCAGUGAAAACUACCACAAGCAACAUCAACAUCCCGACGUCACCGCGCAGCGGGGCGAAGAUCCGGCUUAGUCCUGCGUCGCCUGUCGUCAAUAAGAUUUCAAGUGUAUCUGGAGGUGGUGGUGGAACAUCUUCGUCAUCAAAUUCGUCUAGUCGGACCUAUUGGUGCUCGGCAUCAACGACGACAAGUGGUUCCGUCAUCAAUCAGAUGCUAGCAGCAUGCGGAGGAGGACGAGGUCGUGGUGGACGUAUUGGGAGUAGCUAUAGCUCUAGUACCAGAGCACUACCUUUUGGGGGCAAGCAAGACCAACACCAACACCUUCAAAGCAUUUUUCUGCCUCCAGGUUGUCAGCAUCCGUUUCCUGAGGUUGAGAUUGAAGACACGGAUGAUCGAAACAAUGUCUUUUCAUCACACACAGCUGGUGCGUUCACUUCCUGUUCCUCCUCUACCUCUUCAGAUAUGUCUUCAUCCUCUACGUCCUUAACAGCUGCCUCGUUUCUUACAGACGGACCACGCCUGUAUACCACUUACAGACGUGUAUGUACCCAUUUGUUGGCUUCAUCGAGUCCCAGGGUUGGCGCACCUGCUGACGAAGAGGCAAGAUUGUGGCUACCUGAGUCAUUGCAGCAUCUGCUUCACAUGAUGCGGGGAGCGGGGUCAAGAACUUCUGCAAGACCCCCGUUCGGGCCUAGUACAACGGCUACAACAGCCAGCAUGUCGAGGAACAAGGUGAACGCGGAUAAGCUUGUCCUUGAAAACGCUACUGAAGAAAGUGUGCACCACGCUCAUGACUCCGCCAGUCCCAGUCGCAACCAAGGUCCUCUCCUCAUGUCACCGCGAGCCCUUCUGAUCAAGGUGGCUUCUUGGCUACUCUUUUCUCAGAGACUCGCUUUUCGUUUGCGGAUUGAGAGAAUAUUCGGCGUGGAUGCUCCAGUCGUUGGGAUGAAGCUGGUGAACGCAAGUAGGUCAAGCGAAACACAAACAGCUUCUCGUCAACAUCAAGAACUAGGUAGAAGUGGUUCAUCAUCCUCUCUAGGUUCUCUACAGGAAGAAGAUGAACGAUACGAAUUUGAUCAUCGAGAUCAUGAACAUGAGGAAGAACAAGAAGAACUCAACCCAGGCAAGCUUAUGCGAGCAUCUCAGGUUAGAAAUGGGUUGGGCACCUUGCUGAAAGACCUUUUAGGUGGCCUAGAGCCUGGUGUACGCGAACGGCCGAUCGUCGACGAAAUGUUGAACUCUUUGGUCCGGGAUUUGGAGACGAUGGUGAAGAAGCGCAGGGAAAUGGCGGAAAGAGAAGCUGAGCAGGAAAGAAGUAGGAAAGUUCUUCUUCAGACAACAGAAGAUGAUAGAAGAACUGCGGUGGAGCAACAAGGUAGUACGAGUGAAGCAUUAUCAUUGGAACAACAAGAAGAUGAUGAUGACCAGAACGAUCCGACAAGGGCAACAGGAGUAGUUUCAAGAGGGAAAAACCCUAGAGGAGCAGAGCUAACGAUCGAAACAGGAGAUACUGAUUUGGUGAAUCAAGAAGGUGCGCAGCAAGAUAAGCAAGCAUCGGACCUUCUCACAAAAGAUGAAGUUGCUGCGUCAUCAUCUUCCGGCGAACGACAAACCACGGAGGAGGCGCAAGAAGCUGAAGCGGGCGGUCGUGGGCAAGUAGUUUACAACACAGCUGCUGCCAGUACGGCAUUAUCACGGGUAUCAGGCGUCGAGCGCUACCGAUUUGAGGAUUUGCUGUCUGUGUCUAAGUCUUUGGUGCAGCUGCUCGCGCGUACGCAGACUACAACCCAAAAAAUCAUGGCAGAACGCAGAUGUUCGGUCUUCAGGGCUCUUUGUGAAGCUCAUUUGACUGUGGUAGUCCAAGACGAAACAGAAAGGCAGCAGGCUUUGGCUGGAGGAUAAAUUGGUUCUUGCAGACAAGUUUGUUGUUGAGGUCUAUCAUCGAUCUCCUGGAAUACAGUGAUCAUCUAGAGUCAAGCGAUUCAGUUAAGUACCUUGUAGUUUUUUAAUAUUUAUAGUGCAUCAAUUCGUUCUGGUGCGUCUGCAUGCAUGAGUAGAGUAUUUGGACUAGUAGUCCACAUUCAUCUUCGAAGAACCAGCUGCAAUUGCGUAUUGAAAAUUUCAAAAAGCAUAACAAGUACUAGAAGCCUUCUGAUAUUCUUGCGUUUUCGAAUCCGCAACGGAACCCUGGUCUACCAAUAAUUAAAAUUAAUUUUUUCAUCAGACCACCA
Messenger RNA from Amoebophrya sp. A25, 3899 nucleotides. NCBI's taxonomy places the organism in Eukaryota, Dinophyceae, Syndiniales, Amoebophryaceae. The record is from the annotation of a GenBank genome assembly.